Ooceraea biroi (clonal raider ant) is the source of this 6193-nucleotide messenger RNA. It is a transcript of the gene E(Pc), whose product is annotated as Enhancer of Polycomb. Gene Ontology annotation, biological process: regulation of transcription by RNA polymerase II. Lineage: Eukaryota; Metazoa; Arthropoda; Insecta; Hymenoptera; Formicidae. The record is from RefSeq and is a predicted model, not a curated record. Gene Ontology annotation, cellular component: NuA4 histone acetyltransferase complex.
CGGCGCAGCUCGGCGACGGUCAUUGUGAGCAACUUCGCGCCUCUUUUUUUUCUUUGUCGAUGGACGCGACAGGUCUGUUCGUUUUAGCUGCAGCCCGCGCUCCGCCUUUUCCAAUUUGAAAACAGCGCGAUGGCCGGGGAACGAUGAGGCCCUGAGCGCUCUCUGUGCCGGGUAAUUCGGCCCCAGGGCCCCCAGCCAGGCCUCAAACGCAGGUCCACGGUGUAUCGCGAGCCCGUGGCCCCCCCCCCCCCCCCCCAGCCGACCCGACUCGCCUCACAGUGCGGCCAGCCAUCCUUGGUUGUCAACACGCGCGAGCCUAGCCGACCUCAGGAUGAGCAAGCUGUCGUUCAGGCCGCGUGCCCUGGACGCCUCCAAGCCCAUGCCGAUCUACAUGGCCGAGGAGUUGCCGGAUCUGCCAGAGUAUUCGGCCAUUACCCGCCGCGCGGUGCCCCAAAUGCCCAGCGGCAUGGAAAAGGAGGAGGAAUGCGAACAUCACCUUCAAAGAGCAAUAUGCACAGGUCUAAUCAUUCCUACUCCUGAAGUAACUGAUCUGGCAGAUGUGGAAGCUUAUGAAAAGAUAUAUCCUGCUGAUUAUAAGCUGCCCCGCCAAUUGAUACACGUGCAACCCUUUGCUAUGGAACAGGAUAUACCAGACUACGAUAUGGAUUCGGAGGAUGAGAAAUGGGUUGCGAUACAGAGUCACAAGAUGGACUUGAAUCCUCUCCAAUUCGAGGAGAUGAUGGAUCGCCUAGAGAAGAGUUCAGGCCAAACUGUAGUUACCCUCAAUGAAGCGAAGGCACUUUUCAAAGAGGACGAUGACCUUAUUAUCGCAGUUUUUGAUUAUUGGCUCAACAAACGUCUAAGAACUCAACAUCCGCUCUUGUUAACAGUCAAAACCAAGAAUCGAUUCGGCUCAGACGCUAAUAAUCCAUAUCUCGCAUUCAGGCGACACACAGGAAAGAUGCAGACUCGGAAAAAUCGCAAAAACGACGAGACCAGUUACGAAAAAAUGCUGAAACUUCGUAGAGAUCUCAGCAGAGCGGUUACGCUGCUGGAAAUGGUGAAACGCAGGGAGAAGGCGAAACGGGAACACCUGCAUCUAACAAUUGAGAUUUACGAAAAACGGUACCAAGCGCAAGACUUCAGUGGACAAAUAUUGGAAGAGGUGUCGGCGUUGAAGACACCGAGACCGGCGUUUGCUCCACUCUUCACUAAUCAGUUCGGUGUUCAUCAAAACUGGACAAACAAAGUCUGUAAAGAUGAAGUAGUACCCAGGAAAGAAAAGAGACAGUACAAGAAGCGGAAGCAUAAAACGGAUAGCAGAGGAGGAAGCUUGGACGACACUGGUGUCCGUAGCGGAACAGGUAGUGGUGGCGGCCGAGGGAAUCGUUCAGGUGUCCUCGGAAGCGGACUAGAUCCACUCAUCAGUUCAGACGAAGACAGCCCGCUUCCAUCUCACUCGCACGCCCAACCCUCGUUACCCUCCGACCGCGAUGAUGAAGACACCGCAGACGAGGGACAAUUCGCCUUUCGUCGAAAUAGGAAUAGCACUUAUUUACCACCUGUAUCAGGUGAUUUUGGAAACUGGCCUUGGUGUGAUAAAAACGAAGGCGGUUUGGCUGAUAAGAAGUACAGGUUUGCGCUUACCAGCAUCAGCAAACCGGUGCCAAGAUGUAUCGGUCUUGCGCGUCGAAGGAUCGGUCGGGGUGGCAGAGUAAUACUGGACCGUUGCACGGUGGACAUGGAUGAAAUAUGGUCUUCUUUGGACUUUACGGUACACGACUCGAAGCGUGAAACGGUGGAUUCAAAUGCGACUGCCACAACAACGACUACUAUUAAGAAAGAGCGGUAUGAGUUACACUUUCGACCAAAGACCCCACCUGUGUCGGUGCAUAGUUCGAGCGAGGAGAGUGACAACGACAUGGACGUAGAGCUGCCGGUGUCUCGAUCGAAGCUUCCAUACCCGUUCCCGCCCGAGGCGACGUCCAUAUGCAUCGAGGUGGAGCCUGACCGUGCGGGCGACGAGUCACCCUUCACGUCAGAGUUCAACAUCGCGGAUUACUUCGCGUCGGAUAUCAUGUCGGACUUCGAACACGCAGUUGCGGGCCUCAACAAUACUACGGGUAGCAUGUGCGUUAGUGGUCUGUCGGACAGCGGUAUGAACGACGCGCGGACAGACGAUGAGUUGGGCAGUUCGCAUUUCGUCGUUACGCCGAUCGCGAGCAACAUGUUCGCGCCGCUCGCGACGACGCAACAGACCCAGCUUCCACAGUGCAGUGUUGGUCUCAGUGGUGGUUCUAGUGUUGUACAUACUUCUACGAGUUCUUCGUCGAUUCCUACGUCGUCCCCCGGCGUCGCGUGGACGACCAAUCAGGCCAUCGCUGCGACAUCGAGCACAGUGUCCACGCAGUGCACUGUCGGCGUUGGUGCAACGUUGGUCGACGUGCAGUCGAACCACCAGCCCAAGCUGCAACACAGACAAUUACCGAAUAACAUUACUGCUGCCUCCAUUCUCUCGAAAUCUUUGACUAGUCCGACAAAUAAUAGGAAUGGCAGCAGCUGCGGUAGUGGUCACAGCGGUGGCGGUGUUGGCGGUGGUAGUGCAAAUGUUAAGGUGUUUAGUGCGAGCAUCGCGAGCAGCGGCGGCGGUGGCGGUGGCGGCAGCGGCAGCGGCAGCGGUGGCGGUGGCGGUGGCGGUAACGGUGGCAGUAUCACAAACUUCGGCAAUGGCCAUCAGAACGGCCCGCUGCCGCAUAUAAACAACUCCAACAACCUGACAAACAGCACCCACAUCGUGAACAAUCAGCAGUCCACGUUAGUCCUCCCGCAGAAGCAUCCACCGUCCAAUCUGCUUCCCGGCCUGAUAGCGCAAAAUAAAUUGGCGAGCCUCGCGAGACAACAGCAGCAGCAACAACAGCAACAGCAGCAGCAGCAGCAGCAACAACAACAACAGAUUCAAAAUCAGGUGCAGCAAGUCCCGACGUCCGGGGAAAUUACGCUUAAUAGUAAUAGUGAAAAUUUGGAUGUGGAAGUGGAUGGAGUGGACAGUUCGUCGUGCGACAGUAAGCCGCAGCAGCAGCAGCAGCAGCUCGUACGGACGAACAAAACAAAUUCACUGGCGAUGGAAGUGACAUGAUGCCUGCUAUCGGCACCCCUGUUGCCGCCAAUACGUCACUGGGGGCUUCGCUAAUUCUCUUACCUUGCCUACGAUGUCUGCUUCGGGCGAGAGACCGGACGUGUGUACUGAUUAUAUACCGCGCUAUAUUGACGCGAAAAGGGCGAUACGGCUAGGUACAAAACUACUGCUCCUCCGAUCAAUCGCUUUAUCGCGGCGACGUAAUCAGCGAUAGCAUGGAUUCUAAUGCAAGUAUCGAGUUUCUUUUUCUUCUUGUCGAGGGAUCGUGCUUCGAUUUGCACUCAAGUCUUUUUCAUUUUUCCUUGCUCAUUGAACAGUUGUUUGCAGUCGUUUAACACAAUCAGUGUACGUGGAACGUCAUAGUGAACAUCGCCGUUGUUCUUGCGGAAAGAAUUUUAUUAGAGAUCAAUUUCGAUCUGAUUUCUCCCGAAAUUAGCAUUGAUGUAUCAUGGAUUCCAGUGCUCGUUUCUCUUUGUAAAAUUGGGAAGUGAUGGGCGGCAUUGGGACAAAUUAAAAGCUUGACUCGCAAGGAAUAUGAAUGAACAGUAGGCAAGAGAUUUGCAUGGCCGUAAAAUUGUGGGUAUGAGUAUUCUUCAAAACAAGUGCAAUAUCUUCUGCGGUUCUUGCUGGAAAAAUUUCGCAGCAGUCUCAUUCGUUCAUUGCAAGGAAAAUUCAUGACCGAGAUUAUGAACCGAUUACAUUCGCUUAGACAUUGUUGAGAUCCUUUAUUUAUCAGUUUAGUACUGUACAAUUACACGUAACGCAAUAACCGAAUGCGUGUAGCAAGCUUUCUCAGACACAGCAUUGAUUACUGGCUUAUCCAAAUUUCAGAACAAAGUUUCCCCAAUUUUCUAUAUCUCAUAAAACUUGAAAUAAUCAUGCAUCAUUCGACAUAUACUCAAGAGUGUUAGAGGCUACGUAUUUUUGAUUGUGGAAACGUAAUUAAUUCGACACGAUGAUCUUAAUUUUUUCAAUUACCCGAACAUUGGUUUUGCAAAAUUUCUAUGAUUUAUUAUGAAAAUUUUUUUAUAACAAUUAUUAAUAUGGAAGAUAAAUUUAGAGUAUUACAUUACAUUAUCAUCAGUAACGACGGAGAUUGUAUAGUAAUCCGCUUGUAAGUACAAUAGUAUACUCGAAUUUACGUCUCGUCGCUUUCCAACUAAAUAACACUACAGGAAGGAAAAAAUAGAAUAAUUAAUUUCUUAUAAAACUGUACGAUUUUUCUCAAUACUGUAUAUAGAUUCGGUUCGAGUAUUAUACGAUUUUAUAUAGUAAUAAAAAUAUUUCCUUAUAUAUAUAUAUAUAUAUAAAUAUAUAAAUUUAUAUAUAUAAAUAUAUAUAUAUAUAUAAAUAUAUCUAUAUAUAGUACCGUCUUAAAGGCUUCCAGGCUGUGAGAUAUCGAAGCUAUUGUUAUCAAUUAAUCUUUGAUAGUGCUAAGUCAUUAUAAUCGUUAAAAAAACGAAUAUUCUUUUCUCUCUUUUUUUUCCAGUAAUCAUCAAAACGAAUUAUGCGAGCGCAUAAUCAUAAUAUAAUUUUCUGAUGUUGCGUUUGGAAAGCUUGUAUCAUUGGAUUUGCGGAAAGGUCACUAUACGUUGUGUUAGAAUCUACGAAGCUCACUGGCAAUCACUGGCAAUGCAUAAAAAAAUACUUACGUCUUUCACGUUAGAAAUCUAUCGAUGUAGAGAUAUCAAGGUACGAAGUAUUCGGCAAACAAUUUAAAUUUAAUUGUCUUUAAUGACAGAUUUUAUUAUUACAAGCUUAUGUGUUCUCCUACGCGCAAUUCACGAUACACACACUCGUUUAGCUUAUUUUAUAAUUUUUUAUUUCUCCCACAUGGACGAAGUUAAUGAAACGAGCUAUUACGCUGGCUCCUCAUAUCGCAUCCAUUUUUACCCGUCUUCUCUCGGACUCGAUAAUAUUUGCGUAGAUAAAUGUUACUCGGAUGCGAACGUCGAAAUUAAAGCGCGUAAAUGAAGAAAUGCUUUGACCCAAGCGUGCCAUUAUCAAGCCUCUUCACCAAAUUCGAUCUUCGAACGACACUCGUUUCCGCACCGUAAAGUCCGAGCGAUAGAUUUUGUUGAUACAACUGAACAAAUAAUUUUGGACGUAGCUGAAGCGUACAUUUGAAUCGCUUUGAUCCUGCUUGAGCGAGACAUCAUGUUCACAUUUAAAAUCAACGCACUUCUCUUUUUUUUACAUAAGCGAAGUGCGUGCGCUAAUCGUUGACGAAACUUCAUUUAUUACCUCGGAGAACGACCAAUAACGCGUGUACGUAUCUCUUGAGUUCUCGUAUGUCACUUAGGGACGCUCUCUUCCUCCCUUAAGUCUUUCUGAGACGACGCCGCGUCUCCCCCUCUGCCACUUCACGAAAAUGCAAAAAAAUGUCAAAAUACAAGAGGGAGUCCUUCCAAAUUGAAUGGUGUCUCUCGAGGAUCGAGAGAACAGACACGAGUUUAUUCAGAGAAUAUUAUAGGCCUCUUCUGUAGUUCAGUUUCAGAGCAUUCAGUUCGUAUUCUUUUGUGACGCAUUGAUAGUUGCGCUACUGUUGUUACUGUAAACGGAAUAAUAAUCAUGUACGCAGGAGUGAACGAGUAAUUCGAAAUCGCACGACUCUCGAUUGUGCAUUAUUGCAGUUGUAAAAUAAAAUUCCAAGUUUCCUUUCAGGCACUGAAUAAUCGCCGAUACGAUAUAAAGUUUUUGAUUUAUCGUCAUGAUAAAAAAAAGAAUCGAUUGCACUAGUGAGCACUGACACGAUUUGUCGCCAGCCGUAACGCGAGAGCGCGGGGGGUAAAAAAAAAAGUUAUGGUGAGAGUGUUACAAAUUGUAGGGAGACUUCUCUUGAAAUCGUAAUAAUAAUAUGAAAUGAAACAAAAAAAGGAUAUAUUGUACAUAUAAAAAUAAUUACGCUUAUUGUAUCUCUACUUUUAGGUAAUUAACUGAAUAACUGUAAUUAAAAUAAAAAUGUUGUUGUGGUAGACGCACAGCGAAAUGUGUACGAAAAUUUAUGAAUUCGAAAACGACUUUAGGAAGGAGGAGUAAUAAAGAAAUUUUAUCCUG